AUGACAACCAUUUGCGACCUCCCCGAGGAUGUGCUGGUGGAGCUGCUGUCGCUGCUCCCCGCCCGGGACCUGCUCCGCUCCUGCAGGCUGGUCUGCUCGCAGUGGCGGGACGUGGUGGACCUGACCACCCUGUGGAAACGCAAGUGCCAGCGGGAGGGGCUUUACGCGCAGAAUUUGGACAGGAGCGUCACCGACUGGAAGAUCUUCUACAUGCUCUCCAACUUGAAGAGAAACUUGAUCAAAAACCCCUGUGCUCAAGACAACUUCCGGCACUGGAAACUCGAUAAAAAUGAAGGAGAUAAAUGGAAGAUUGAAGUUCUGCCUGGACCUCAUGGAACAGGGAUGCCGGACCCCAAAGUAGACAAGUACUUUGUCACUUCAUACGGGCCAUGCUUCAAGUCUCAACUCAUUACCCUGCAGAAAGAAGGAUAUUGGAAUCAGUUGAUGGAUGAGAAACGGCCUGAAAUUGUAGUCAAGGACUGGUAUGCUGCCAGAUUUGACUGUGGGUGUCGCUACGAACUCACCGUGCGGCUGCUUUCUGAAGACUACAUUGUCCUUCAGGAGUUCCACCCCAAGCCAGUGGUUAUCGAGCAGUGGAGCGAUGCGAUGUGGAGGGAGAUUUCUUACACCUUCCAGAAUUACCCAGCUGGAGUUCGGCACAUCUGGUUUCAGCACGGAGGCCAAGACACCCAAUUCUGGGCAGGGUGGUACGGGAUCCGAGUGACAAACAGCAGCAUCACCAUUGGGCCCCUGACAAUGUUAUGAAGGCACGAUCUAAGUGUUUGCUCUUACCUCAGGACUGUAACCAGGUGGUCUCAGGUGCAAUUACUUGUUUGUACUCUCUUCUGGGUGAGUGUCCCAGCUUUGUCUUGCACAGCUAAUUCUUAAUCACAGCAGAACUUCUGCAAGCCCAGCCCCUUGGAAGGACUUUGGUCUUCAUCUUUCAUCUUCCUGUUCCAUGGACAUUACUGCAAUUACUAGAGCCCUCCCACAGGAGGAAGACUGGGACAGUUCAGUAUGACAUCUGUCUUUUCUAGUUAAUAUGGCAUUGUGCUACAGCCAAAAAAUAGGUCUUGAAUAGAUUAAAAGGCUUUCUUGUUUGUUUAUGGAAUAAUCUGAAAUUAAACAUUUUAGCCUUA
This is a messenger RNA of Columba livia (rock pigeon), 1139 nucleotides long. RefSeq names its product F-box protein 6 (gene FBXO6). The record is from RefSeq and is a predicted model, not a curated record. Gene Ontology annotation, molecular function: ubiquitin protein ligase activity; protein binding. Lineage: Eukaryota; Metazoa; Chordata; Aves; Columbiformes; Columbidae. The transcript is spliced from 5 exons. The coding region runs from base 1 to 765 and encodes 254 amino acids. Gene Ontology annotation, biological process: SCF-dependent proteasomal ubiquitin-dependent protein catabolic process; glycoprotein catabolic process. Gene Ontology annotation, cellular component: cytoplasm; SCF ubiquitin ligase complex.